Molecule: messenger RNA, 381 nt
Organism: Stylonychia lemnae
Lineage: Eukaryota; Ciliophora; Spirotrichea; Sporadotrichida; Oxytrichidae
Source: the annotation of a GenBank genome assembly
AUGGAAAAGGCUAAACAGAUUAUUGAUAAAACGAACGUUACAGAGGAAAAUUUAAAAGAUACUGAUGAAUUCUUAACAAUUGAACUCAAGAGUUAGCAAUUAGGAUAAGUGCAAGCAUGCUGUAAUCAAGAAAAAUAACAAUCUAUGCUUCAAGCAGAUUAAUUUUGUUACUCUAAUCAAAAUUAUAGAAGCGAAAUAGAUAGAAUAUUCAUACCAUAUGAAAGCUACAAUGAAACGGUUGUCGAAGUAUAUAUCUAAAGAAGAACUCUGAUUCAUCGAAACUACAUCUCAAAGAGGAAAUAAUACAAAAAGUUAUGUAAAAAAAGAUGUUUGCUUAAUGAGAGAAAGCAUAAACCUCCAGCCGCUUAAAUACUUGAAUGA